Molecule: messenger RNA, 991 nt
Organism: Odontomachus brunneus
Lineage: Eukaryota; Metazoa; Arthropoda; Insecta; Hymenoptera; Formicidae
Product: U6 snRNA phosphodiesterase
Exons: 4
Coding region: 126-890 (254 amino acids)
Biological process (GO): U6 snRNA 3'-end processing
Cellular component (GO): nucleus
Molecular function (GO): 3'-5'-RNA exonuclease activity
Source: RefSeq, a predicted model, not a curated record
GGAGUUUCGCGUCUUCAUCGUAUGAGGUCUCCAAAGUCGAUUCGAAGACAGCGCGUUUUAUCAGUCUGUGAAUUACUGUUUUGCAGUGAAUAUUUACAGUGAUAUUAGAUACAAAAAUUAGAAGUAUGGCCGGUUUGAGCUUAAUAAAAAUGUAUUCUUCCGAUACGGAUGAAGAUGAGCAAGACGAAGGGAAGAAGGAGGAUACCGCAAAAAUUAUUAACAAGCUGGCUUUACCUGAAAGCAUUUUAUCGUGGAAAGGAGUUGCGCAUCAUGAAGAAGUAAUCGACGAUCCGUUGGAUCAUGACGGACGAAUCCGAAGUUUCAAACACGAGCGCGGUAACUGGGCCACACUGGUUUAUAUAAACUAUGCAGCCAGCGAUGGUCUUCUUGCUUGGAUGAAUUCGGUAUUGAAAGAACUGCCGGUCAAAGGCGAUGUUAUUUCUGAACUUCAUAUUAGUCUUAGUCGUACUUUGAUUCUAAAGUUCCAUUGGAUUGAAUCAUUUGCAGAGAACCUGAAGCUAUUGUGUUGUAGAUUCAAUCGAUUUGUUUUACAACUUACCGAUGUGAGAGUAUAUUGCAAUGAAGAAAAAACUCGCACAUUCCUUGGAAUUUAUUGCCAGAAUGAUGAUGGAAUUUUGAAGUGUUUGAUAAAGGCUCUUGAUGAUUUGUUAGCUGAGUAUCAGUUACCAUUGUAUUAUGAGGAUACUUCAUACCAUAUUAGUUUCUUCUGGUGCCUUGGAGAUCAACAAACACGCCUAAGGAAAAUUCUGCCAUCUCUUACUAGUAGUUUAAAUGAAUUUCUGGCAGAAAAUAUAGAGGACAAUUACAGAAAAGUUAAUGAAAUACAAUGCAAAAUUGGUAAUAAAUGUUAUGCUUUUGAACUAAGAUAAAUUUCCGUAAGUUUUAUUUAGUUAUGUCUAAUAUAUUUUAAUUUUAUUAAAUAAAAUUUGUCUUAGAAAGUCAUAAACUAUCUAUUACGACAAUAAUUUAA